Molecule: messenger RNA, 465 nt
Organism: Protopolystoma xenopodis
Lineage: Eukaryota; Metazoa; Platyhelminthes; Monogenea; Polystomatidea; Polystomatidae
Source: the annotation of a GenBank genome assembly
UAUCAUGACGACGUCAUGACACAAGUGAUGCUUUCAUCCGUGCAGCUUCGCUGCAGGUCCGACCACGAUAAAGCCAUUCUCAGAGGAGCUCAUCUUCGUCUGGAAUCGGACUCCAGUCCGCCUUCCAUCGAACCUGUUCCUAUGAGAAGCUCUUCAAGCCCACUAACUGACUUAAACUCGCAACUAUCUCGCAAUUGCGGCCUCGGGGAACAUUUGUCUACCGGUCAGCGGACAAAUAUGCUCACUUGCCCAAUCUGCGCUUGCCAUAUGCAACGUAGUCUUUUUCUCGAACACGUCAAAUUUUGCGAAUCUAACAAUUAUUCACUAUCAUGUGCUGCCACUGUUUCCACUCCUCAAUCGACCACAAAAACCAUGAAAUUUGACCCAAACUAUUUAGGCGACCUGGCUCUGACUGGCCUGUUAGCUCUUGGUGCUGUCCUUAUGCUUAUUGUAUUUCAUCGAUAA